Labrus bergylta (ballan wrasse) is the source of this 5899-nucleotide messenger RNA. RefSeq names its product cell adhesion molecule 3 (gene cadm3). The record is from RefSeq and is a predicted model, not a curated record. NCBI's taxonomy places the organism in Eukaryota, Metazoa, Chordata, Actinopteri, Labriformes, Labridae. Gene Ontology annotation, cellular component: presynaptic membrane.
UGCAGUGAACGGCAGCCGUGGAGAGCGAGCGAGGGAGAGAUAAACACAGAGAGUAUAGAAGAGAAGAGAGAGAGAGAGAGAGAGAGGGGAAGAAAAAGGCAAGAAAAACAAAGAGUCAGCAGACAGAAGAAGGAGAUAUAAAAAAACGAAAAAAGUCGAUAAAAGCCGAUUUGAAGAGGAAGCUCCGGACAAGCGACUGCUGCGCAUCAAAGGAGGGACCUUAUUGGGGACCUUAUUGGAGACCAGCGCCGGUAAAAACCGGACUCCGGAGGCGGAAUAUCACGGUGACACUCCAGAGCUCCUCUGCCCCCCCCCCCCCCCCACUCCUGAGGAUUCAGCGAGACAGGCGGAUCUGCGCGCCCGACCAUGGCCUUCCCAUCAGCCCCCUCCGCAUUAUGGAGUGUCAGCUUAUUGACAGUACUAUGCGCGGCUGCGGUUCACAGCAACAUUGUCUACGAAGAGGACCCUUUGCAGCCAGUGACCUCAGAUGAAACGGUGUCUGUGGGGGGCACGGUGACACUGACCUGCCACGUGCCUGAGAGCGACAACUCCUCGCUGCAGUGGUCCAACACUGCGCAACAGACCCUGUACUUUGGAGAGAAGAGAGCGCUUCGAGAUAACCGCAUCCAGCUGCACCGCUCGACAUCCACCGAGCUCUCCAUCACCAUCGGGGACGUGCAGCUGUCCGACGAGGGGGAGUACACCUGCUCCAUCUUCACCAUGCCGGUCCGCACCGCCCGAGCCACCGUCACCGUGCUAGGUGUGCCCGGUAAACCUCAGAUCUCAGGCUUUGAGAAUGCGGUGCCCGAGGGGGGCAAAGUCACCCUGACCUGCACAAGCACGGGCAGCAAACCCCCCGCCAGGCUGCGCUGGUACCGAGGAACCCUGGAGCUGGAAGGACGUCCAGACGUGGUGGAGUCCGUUCCAGAUGAUCCCACAUACAACGUGAGCAGCGAGCUCGACCUGGAGGUGAGUCGCAGCGACGACAACGCCCUCAUCACCUGCGCCGUCGACCAUCCCUCCCUGGCCUCGGGGGGCAAGAGGAGCGAGCAGGCCCUGCGGGUGCUGUAUCCUCCUAACGUACAGAUUUCGCCUGGGAGCGAUCUACCCAGAGAGGGAGAUAAGUUUCAUCUUGAGUGUAAGGGGAACGGCAAUCCCGAGCCCUCCUCCUACGUGUGGGAGAAGAAGGAUGGAGAGCUCCCUCCACUGGCCAAGGUCGACGGUGCUUUGUUGCGCUUCGAGAUGCUCAACAAAACAGAUGAUGGCGUCUACCUCUGCAACGCUAACAACGGCAUCGGCGACGGCCUGGGGGAGUACACCCUCCAUGUGCAAGAUGCUGCAGACAACAUGCCAGACCCCACGGCCAUGUCGACAACUUCGAGCGUGGACCAUGCGGUGAUCGGAGGGGUGGUGGCUGUGAUCGUCUUCAUCCUGCUCUGCCUCCUCAUCGUCCUCGGCAGAUACCUCAUCAGACACAAAGGAACGUAUCUGACCCACGAGGCCAAGGGCUCGGACGAUGCUCCCGAUGCGGACACGGCCAUAAUCAACGCAGAAGGAGGCCAUUCUGGAGCAGAGGACAAGAAGGAGUACUUCAUUUAGACGGAGGGGAGAAAAAAAAGAGGAGGAGGGGAAAGACGGAGGACGUGGAGGAGAGGAGAGGAGAAGAGAGGGGGAAGGAGCGAAGGGAAAUAAGAAAAAACCUCCAUUUGUUUUCACUACGCUUCAGUUCUUCACUCGGUUGGAGGGUUGACGGACGGGAGGGGAGGGGGAGGGAAAGAACUGUGGGCAGGAUCGAGCGACGAGUCGAGCUUCAACUGGUACUACCCUCUUUGCAUUGAUACAGGGAAGUGAGAUUUGCACUGACAUACGGACGAACUGAAGUCACACACUCCAACACACACACACACACACACGCAUGCACGCACACACACACACACACACACAAACAUACACACAAGUCAUUUGUGGGAGGGGGGGGUGAUAUCUUCUCCCACAGACUUGAACAAACACGAGCCUCCUACUAACAUGUCUGAAUGAAUCAUCAACACAUUUUUACACAAGCAUCACGUCCCAUUUCUAACUUGUCAGCGCCUCGGAAAAAAAAAAAAGAAGCAAAAAUUGUAACUCACAUUCCGGUUUCCUGAGCUGAUAUUUCACUUUUCACGCCUCCUCCUCCUCCUCAACAUUUAAACCUUAAACCAGCUCUGUCUUUCCACAUGUACCCAUUCCCCUCCAUCUAACAAGGCAGUAUCCCUCUGUAAACAUCCCCGUGGUAGAGAAAUCCUUCCAAAGCAUAUUAUGACUGACAAACGUAAUCUCCCUCCCUCUCGCCGUUUAAUCUUUUUAUACCAUCAAACCUCUUUUCCUCCGAGUCCUCGCAGACCCCCCCCUCCCCCCCCGAUACGACGCCGUCGAAUUUCCCACAGCGCAGCAACCCAUACAACAUGCAACAACACAAAUAGCAUUCCCGCCUUGUGCUACCAAGCUGAGGGGCUCCAGUAUACAUAUAUAAAUAUAUAUAUAUAGAAUUAUAUAGCAUUCUUUUUACUUGACAGAAAAUGUUUGGUGUGCUGUAAAUACACAAUCUCUCUCUUUCUGUCUGUCCUUCUCUCUCUCUCUCUCUCUCUCUCUCUCUCUCUCUCACAGUCUGUUACUGCAGUACAGUAACUUAUAUACUCGGAAAAAAAAGAAAAAAAAAAAAAAGAGAAGCCUGCCUGUUUUUAUUACAUGCGUGGAAAUGCAGAGUCGAAACUAUCAAUAUCUGGGGGGAAAAAAUAUGAAAAUACCGACGAUGACGAUGAACUAACCUUAACCGCAAAUAAUUUGUAUGAGGAACGUUCUUGUUUUGUUGAUUUCUUUUUUUCAUUUGGGGACUUAACGAGAGAUUUUUUUUUUUCUCUCUCCUCGGUGUCUCAGUGUGUUACCGUUCCAGUGUUAACAGUUUACAGUGUCCGUCUCUUUGUCAGUCUAGGAGUCCAUCAAUCUGAUUUAUAACUUGAAUUUUCAGUUUUAGAAAUACACGUUUGGUUUAUUUCGUAAUCCUUUUUUUUUUGCGCAACCUUCAGUGCCGACCAUUUUUCAUCCAACAAUGUCUGCUCCCCAAACACGAAACUGUAGCAAAACCUCGUUCGAACAUUGUUUCAAAAAGGGUGUCAAAAGUGUUUGUCGGAGUCUUAAGCCACUCGGGGGGCCCCCAAUGCCGAACAUUCACUCGGCUGUUUUUUUUUCCCCUCGCAGCAGACUAGUCUGUCUUUGGCGAGACCACCUGGCUCUAGUUCAUCGAGCAGUGACAUCAUGGCUUCCUCUAUAAAGCGCUGGCACGGUCCACUGCUCCGGGGAGGUGAUAAUGCAAACUUUGCUUUCAACAGCAGAGCCAAACCGGAACGCCUACUUGCAUUACGACAAAACGUCCUGGCAAAAAAUAUUUAAAAAAAAAAAAAUUCCUUUCUGUAUUUGUUUCUUUCACAGUGAGCAGGGGAUCAUUCUCCAGCUUAACAAAAAGGUUCCCAUAAAGAAAGGGCGUUUUAUUGAGGGUGGGAGUUAGCUUUGGCACUGGUGAGCUCCACUUGGCCUGGUCAUGGAAAUUGAUUGCAAUCUAACUAAGAGGCUCUGGGCUCCAGACUGUUCACAUGCCAACGUUUGGCUUGGUGGGCAUGGAGCCGAGCCGGAGUCUGGCUGCACUAACAUUGAACAAAGUCGUUUAGGAACUUAAACGUCCUUUCCCCCCCCCUCCUCUGCUUCACUCGUCCACUUCUUCUCAUUCUUUAAUCAAUCAUCCUGUCUGCGUCCUGAUCCACCUUCACCCUGCCUCUCCCCUCCUCAUCACUCCGUCUUCCCUCCUCUCUCUCCAUCUCUGAUCGAUGUCUGAUUCUCAUGCUGGUCUCGCUCUCAAUCAGGAGUCCACGUAGACAUACAGUAGAAGUAGAGCCUGUAGGCUUGUUUGCGCGUGCUAACGGCUCUCUGCGGCACUUUUUCCAAGUGUUCAUAGGAGAGGAAUCCAUUUGCUGUUGUCCGUCGACCCGUAGACAGUUAAGUCUGUGAUAGUUUUUGUACAACCUUUUAUUUUUAUUUUUGGGGAAUGUUCAGGGAUUGUGCUUUUCUGUACCUUUCCCCGCAUUGUUGCUAACCUAGCUAGCUAGCUGCUUGGAAGUCAAGCAGCCUGGUUAGUGUGUCUAUAAGCUAGCUAAACUUCUAAAGGGUAAUGUGACCUGAAGCAAGGGUCGGCUGUUUUUGAUCCUUUUUAUUUACUUUGGAGGAAUGUGGGUUGGCUGUGUAAGCCGACGCUGCUGUAAACUUGGCUAACAAACAGUGUUUUGAAUUCCGCCGGAGGCUAUUUGGACGUGAACUCGACAGCUUUAAACAAACUCGAGAUGAAUUGUUGGGAGGAAUUAGAGCAGUGCUUACCCUGUGUUAGCGCUGCGACAGCUUUAACAGCGUUCAUGUCUGCAGACCAGAGGACGGGCUUCGUCUCAGAGGGGUGACUCGCCCCCCUUCGAAGAGAAAUCUUUGAUUUGUAUUUAACCCCAGUCUAAUCCUGCGAAUGGAGAAAAAGGAAAAACCUGCCUCAUACUCAACAAAGUGUAGUGUCUUUUUCAAAACUAAUGGACCUGUAUUUGCCUGUAACUUAUCGUCCUGUCCUUCGUCUUAGUUAAUGUGCUAGCAUGUAGCUUGCAUGAGAAACGGUUGGAAAUGUAGAUAGUGUCGGAAAAAGAUGAGAAGUGCCGACGAGCUCCCUCUCCCGAGACGAGAGUGGCGGCCGGGCCCCGGCUGACCUCCCUGCUGUUCUCUGAUCUGCAAACAUGGGGCCAUGACCCAGUUAGACCCACGAGUACAACCCCUCAAAGCUGUGGUGCUUGGACUAACACGAUGAAAAGUGGUGAAGAAGUAGGACUCCUUCUGCUUUUUUUUCUUCUCUCCCAGCCACUACUAUAUUAAAGCUAAAUCGGGGUAAAGUGGCGUUAAAUUGGGACAUGCAGUCAGCCUAAUUCAUAUUUCAUUGCAUCAGUGCGGUAUUGACGAGCUGUCACCACAUUCUAGCAAACAGCGGAGUGUUUUUUUUUCUUUUCUCCUCUCCCUUAAUUCAGUCAGUCCGAGCUGUGCUGCCCCAACACUUAACCUUCACCGCCAUCUCUUCAGGCAGUCGCACGCCACCUGCCACUCAUCUCUCCUUUUUGUAGUAAACAAAUUGACUUUUAAAUUAUGGGUUUUAAGAGGUGUGCAUAAUCUUUUUUUCGUGCAGUUCAUAAUUAUGUUUUUUUUUCCUUUUCUUUUAAAAAACAAAAAUUGAUUUCCCAAAACUUGAAGUUAGUACAUUUAUUUUGGCGUAUUUGAUUGUUUCAGCAACCACUUUGAUAUAAUUUCAUGUAUAUACUGUAGUGUUGCCUUUACUCUUUCAAGCGCACCCGUACACACUUAGCACACACACACUUUGGGUACAUACACAUCCACACACAUAUCUGGAUAUGCACGCAGGCAUGAUGUCUGUGACUAUGGUGUAUUUGUACAUAUGUGUGUGUAUGUGUAUUUGUGUAUGAGUGUGAGGUGUGUAUUAAUUGACCCAAACAGACUCCGGAGACACUCUUUGUGUAUGUUGCGUUCACAAGAAAAACCCUUUUUUUAUUUCGACGACUAAAACCACGUGUCUGUUUUUAGGAAUUAUUAUUUUGGAUGAAAAGUCUUCCUUUUGAAUAAAUAUCCAUAUCAUAUGAAAACAGUGCUGUCAUGUAUGUCAAUUUGUACUAUGGCUGAUGAUGUCUUCAAGACGAGUCCUGACCGCAUGCUGUGGUGGGUUUGCGUCUGUUGGCUGGUAUGUUCAUACAGAAUUUGUUUGAUUUUAUUUUUGUGUUCAAAUACCAGUUCAGUUGUUGACUUCAAUAAACAUGCAUUUGGGUUAAUUUCA